Molecule: messenger RNA, 1148 nt
Organism: Punica granatum (pomegranate)
Lineage: Eukaryota; Viridiplantae; Streptophyta; Magnoliopsida; Myrtales; Lythraceae
Source: RefSeq, a predicted model, not a curated record
AAACUUGAACAUCGGGCGAUGGCCAAAAAUCCCCUCUUUGGAUUUAGUAUUUACCUACCUCAACUAAUCAAUUUAAUGAUCAGCCAGACAAAUUUUGAAUAUCACUUCUUCUUUAUCAUCACUUCUCUCUCAGAUCAAAUGUCUGUGGGUUCAAUCCACCGACAGCGCAAUGGCAGUCCCCUUUUUGUCACCCACAACUCACCGACCAACGACUUUGAGAUGUUAUCUUGCGGCGUCUGCUGCUAAGCUCAGACCCUACAAGCGCACUCGGGUUGCUUGUCCGAGUAGGCCAAACUUUUGUGGGUUUGACCCGUUUACUGGUAGGAGGGGACUCUCGAGUCGGAGCAAGAUGGUAAAGGCCUCUGCUUUCAGGAGCGGCAGCGGGGAUGGUAUUGGUGGGGAGGAGGGGAUUAGGGUUUUCGAGCAGGAAGCUUUUGUCAGCAGCAAUCGCUCCGACUCCGAACUCAUGGCCGAUGGGCUCGAGUCGACCCUCAAUCGGCUGAGUAAAUGGGUAGCCUUCGGCCUCUUCAGCACGGUCAUCUUAUUGAGGCACGAUGCAGAGUCUAUGUGGGCUGCUAUGGGGUCCGUUAUUAAUGCGAUGCUAUCAGUUGUACUGAAACGAAUACUAAACCAAGAACGGCCUGUCUCCAACCUGAGAUCUGAUCCCGGCAUGCCAUCUUCUCAUGCGCAGUCAUUCUUCUUCAUGGUUGUUUUUGCUGUUUUAUCAAUUUUCGAAUGGCUCGGGGUUAACGGGUUCAGCGUGACUCUUGGCGUGCUCCUGUUAGCAAUUGGCGGUUACUUUUCAUGGUUACGGGUCUCGCAGCAGCUGCACACUAUCAGUCAAGUGGUUGUGGGUGCCGUAUUGGGUUCGGUCUUUUGCGGGUUGUGGUAUUGGUCAUGGAUUGCCGUGGUGUCAGGAGCAUUCAAUUCCAUCUUGUGGGUUCGAAUUCUUCUUAUUGUCGGUGCUGUUGGGUUCGCCGUAGGUUUCAUUUUGCAUGUCAUACGCCAUUGGUUCGAAACAUAAAUUCUCAGGAACAGUUUCUAAUCACUACCACUCAGCUCCGAUAUGAGCUUCAAGUAGGAAGACCGAAUAUUGAUUGGAUUGGGAAUUCACAACCAUUAAAUUUUAAGUCACUCGUUAUUGCCCA